AUGGAAAGAUACAUUUCCCUUAUCUCUUCUGCUGGAGCGGCCGUUGCUACAGGGAUAUAUGGGAUUAUUGGGUUAUGGUUAUGGCGUCCAACCUUUGAAGAUCGUCCGCUUUUGCGGACGGAAGCGGUAAUCUGGGAACUUCAAAGAAUGUUGGCAUGGGCAGUCUGGUGUUUGACUGCUGCCGUAAUGCCUAAUGAAAAAUCAUCAUACAUAUUAGAUUAA
Messenger RNA from Cetraspora pellucida, 222 nucleotides. The record is from the annotation of a GenBank genome assembly. Lineage: Eukaryota; Fungi; Glomeromycota; Glomeromycetes; Diversisporales; Gigasporaceae.